This is a messenger RNA of Onychomys torridus (southern grasshopper mouse), 1656 nucleotides long. RefSeq names its product WAP four-disulfide core domain 2 (gene Wfdc2). Bases 607 to 1479 code for a protein of 290 amino acids. Gene Ontology annotation, molecular function: peptidase inhibitor activity. NCBI's taxonomy places the organism in Eukaryota, Metazoa, Chordata, Mammalia, Rodentia, Cricetidae. Gene Ontology annotation, cellular component: extracellular region. The record is from RefSeq and is a predicted model, not a curated record. Gene Ontology annotation, biological process: antibacterial humoral response; innate immune response. The transcript is spliced from 5 exons.
AAGAUGACACGAGACUCAGAUGCUCCUCCUUCUGCCCAAACGGAGUGGGGCAGGAAGAGGCAGAAAUGUGUCUAAAGGGCUGGAAAUCGCUCGGGUGUUUCUCCUCCCGGGCCUGAUCCUGGUCAGACGGGCUCCUUUGUUGACGACUGCUUUUUCUGUAGCCGCUACUACAACAGCCUUCUACUAAUCCUUGAACAGGAUUCUGACCCAUCUGACCCCAAGUCUCUGCACUUAAUCCCCAGCGUCCGUUGCCUCCCUGCAGCCUUGCCCUUUCCUCCUUAUUCCUGGACUCCAGUCGCUCCAGGAGGACCCCAAACUCUUUCUAAAUGAGCUCAGGAGCCCUAGGCCUGGGCCCUCGGCUCCUGCUGCACUGCCUUGCCCUCAGGCUCCAGAAAGGUAGGAAGAGAGGGAGGAGUGGACAAGUGUCCGGCUACAGCUGGCUCAGAAGCUGUCUCGGUUCCUGGUUCCCAUCAGAGCCAAGAAUGACACCUGAUCCCGGGGGAUUGUGAAAUGGCAUGAGGUGGCAGGGCGCCCGCGCUGCCCGCUGUGCUUCCUAUCCGCCUCCUGCACCCCUCGCUCGGCCCCGCCCCCGGCGCGAGCGGUUAAAUGCCCCCCACCCAGGCUGCAGCUCACACCUGCACCAUGCCUGCCUGUGGCCUCGGCUUGCCGGCCUCGGGCCUUCUCCUGGGGCUGCUGCUGUUUACCCACCUCUCAGAUGCAGGUGCGGGUGCAGAGAAACCCGGCGUGUGCCCCCAGCUCCAAGAGAGAACUGAUUGCGCAAAGGAGUGCUCCACGGACGACCAUUGCCUGGACAACCUCAAGUGCUGCCAGGCUGGCUGCAGCUCUGUCUGUUUCACUCCGAAUGGUAACCCCUCAGCGACCUGGCAGGGACAAGGCGGGGCCGCCGAGGGCUGCGAGAGGCGGGAGCUCAGGGGCUCCGGGAAGAAGGGCACCCCAGACCCAGGGAUGCGGGAAGGCAGAAGCGGUGGAAACCCGAUCCACCUGUGCCCGCCCUUGUCCGGCCUGGGGUGGAUGCGGGGGAACAAAGGCGUCACCGAGGCGCGGCCCAGGGGGAGGAGGUACCCCCAUUCCUGGUUGGACUCGAUUCUCUGGUGCAUGACGGGCUUCCGGGCACGCACAGCGAGACUUUGUUCCGGGACCCGGGAGCAGUGGCUUCCUUGGCUGGAGACUGCGGGCAAUCCCUGGGUGGCGUCAGGACUGAAUGAGGAAAAACUCCGGGAUACUGUUCCAUCAACCAACCAUACUUCCCCAUCAGAGGGAGGUCAAGUCUCCACCACGCCACUGGCUAUGGCAGAGGAAGAAAGUAACCUUGAAAAGCAGGGCACCUGCCCCAGUGUGGACUUCCCCAAGCUUGGUAUCUGCGAGGACCAGUGCCAGUUGGACAAGCAGUGUCCUGACAACAUGAAAUGCUGCCGCAAUGGCUGUGGGAAGAUGACCUGUGCUACACCCACAUUCUGAGCUUCAGCCACCACCAGCCCGAGGGGCAGGGAGAGGAUGCUUCUGCUGGACUGUGCCUCUGAUGUCGUUCCUGUGGCCUCCCUUCUCUCUGGCCUUUGUGUUUCUUCCUGGACCCUCAAAAGCAUCUCCCUUUUCCAACCAAUAAAGUGACCACUUUCAGCAAUGGAGAAGCCAUAA